Messenger RNA from Magallana angulata, 5335 nucleotides. RefSeq lists its product as uncharacterized. NCBI's taxonomy places the organism in Eukaryota, Metazoa, Mollusca, Bivalvia, Ostreida, Ostreidae. Gene Ontology annotation, biological process: protein modification process. The record is from RefSeq and is a predicted model, not a curated record. The transcript is spliced from 15 exons. Bases 181 to 4353 code for a protein of 1390 amino acids.
UCGGAACACUGUUUGCAUUUGGCUCUCCUCUGAAAUGUUUUGAAAUCGUCAAGGCGGUUUCGUCUAAACAAAGCAUAUAGUUAGAGGUUUGAGAUUCAAUAUGUUCGGCAAAAUUUAAAUAACUUGCGUCUCAGUGAACCUGUCUUAACCUUGACAUGUCAUCGCCGAUAUUAUUAGCGAAUGCGUGGAAAUGAAGAAAUCAACAUGGCCGACACUCAAGAAUCCGGAGGAAUGGAAAUGAAACGAAAGCAGUGCGAGUCGUUUACUAUUGACUUUGUUCAAGGCGGUGGACAGAAAGAGAGUCUUCAAGAUGCAUUUCUUAAAUUUCAGAAAGAUAAACAGACUUCAAAUGGAAAGAAGGAAAUCAAAAACCAAAGGAAAAUGAAGCGAAAAAGAAAGAAAAAACAGCGAAAUCGGCAACACAUGCAGAAACUAAGGGCCAAGUUUAUGGCACAGACGAAGAAGUAUUUUGGUACACCCUAUGCAAAGCGUUAUUGGACACCUGAUGAUGAGGAGUAUUAUUCCAAGCGGUUCCUGGACUGCUGUGGGCUGGUGCGUCAGGUUAUGCUGGAUCUGAGGAAGGAGUUUGGGUUUCGUAUCGGGCCGUGGAACCAAGCCUACAUGUACGACACACUGCCUAUCACCAUUGAGAGAGAGGAAGACAUGAAGCCAGGGGACCUAGUCUUCAUCUCGGGGAUUUACCCUAAUCCCAAAUCUCGGCAGCAGAAGCAUAAUAUGACCCACGUGGAGAUCUGGGCGGGGGACGGGUGUAAGACGAUUGGUGCCCGCUGGAACAAGGGCAAGGUUCAGGUGUUUGACCACUACAAGUUCCAACCCAAGAGCUUCCACAGCGAGCAGUACAUCUUCAAGUCCAUCGACACCUGGUUAGCAGGCACAUGCAAAAGCCACUGCCAAGAACACAAAUGGAAGAGAAGGAAGUUCAAUCCUAGCAAGAAGUCUGUGUUUGCUAUGGGUGCUGACAAAAAGGACAAGACUACAAACCAAGAGAAGGGGGAUCAGGAGAAAACAGACAAACAAAAUGAGGAGGAGAAGGCAUCAGGAGUUGUAGGGGAGGGCGAGGGGCAUGUAGAGGGGGCUCAGUGGACAGGGGAAGAAGAGGGGGUGGGGGCUGAAGGCUCCGGGGGAGAGGAGGAGGAGGAGGAAGACUUUGGUCAACAGGAUGAGGAUUUUGAUGAUGAUGGGGAGGAUGAUGAAGAAGAAGAAGAAGAUGAUGAUGAUGAUGACUUUUUAUAUGAACAAGGAGAUGACAGUCAAGAAGACGAGGAUGAUAUUAAUGCCACACCCCUUGGACUGCAAAGUCAAAUUAUGUCCAAGAACAGCUCUGUGGCUUCCAUGCUGAACUAUGUCAGUGUGAGUGAUUCUACAACCGAGACAUCAACACCGACCAAUCCAUCCACAGAAUCUAUACGAAAGGGUGACUUAGCUAUUGAGGUCAGUAAAUGUGUCAUCGUGGACAAAAACGACAAGAACCUGAACAACAGUGCCAGCAGCAGUAACGCGGACUCUGUGUUCUCUAAAGCUACUAACUCCAUGCUGAAGGGGAGAGGCAGCCAGCUAUCAGCCCAACAGAACAACCAGGUCAAAGAUGCUGCGGCAGAGAAGAAAAAUGAGGGAGCCUCCGGAAGUGAACCAGUAAAACCAGAGAGCACCGACUCUGGUAAAGCCACCCCAAACAAAACCGAGACCUCAACCGGUAAAACUGAAAAACCUGCUCAAGAGAAGACCGCUGACAGCAAAACAGCCAAACACGACAGUGGACUGAACCCAGUAAAAAGUGAGUCUGCCAAAGAUGCCAAAGAUACCAAGGAGGAUUCUGCCAAAGAGAGGCCGAGCAAAAAGUCCUCGUCACACACCCGCUCCACAAAACUACCGAGUUGUAGCCUGCCGGUCAACAUGCAGCCCACAUUCUAUGUGGGCGGAGGAAAUGGAGUGUCAUUGGUUGAGGCGCCCCUUCUUGGUCUGGGAUGGAAGCGAACCAAUGACAAAUACGAUGAGAGGUUUCGCCUCAAAUGGGUGGAGUGCAAAACUAGAAUCAAUUACGGUGCUUUCAAAGAAGGGGAACAGCUAGUGAACCACAUCCCAAACGGCAACCUGUUAACCAACAAACUCGGCCUACUCAACAGCCUGCAGGAGUAUGAGCGAGUCACCAUGAGUACCAAAGGUCGGCCACCAAGGUUACGCUUCACCGACUUUGUCCCAGAAACCUACAGAUUUGAUGAGAAACAUGACCGAGAAGCUUUCAUGGAAUGCUAUAAGGACAAUGAGUUAUGGAUCUGUAAGCCAACAGGGAUGAACCAGGGAAAGGGUAUAUUCAUCAUCCGGAGUCGUGAGGAGCUGGACAAGCUGAUCGAGGAGAGAGAGCAGAGGCGAGAACAGUUAGCCAAGUCCUCAAAGCCAAUGAUGACACGCAUCGUACAAAAGUACAUUACCAACCCCUUGCUUUUAGACGAGAGGAAGUUUGACAUCCGUGCCUACAUGCUGAUCGCCAGUACAACUCCCUAUUUGGUGCUAUAUCACAAAGGUUAUGUGAGACUGUGUUGUAAUAAAUACAAAGAGGACUCGAAGGAACUCUCAACUCACCUCACCAACCAGUUUGUCCAGAAGAAGGACCCCAACUACAAGGACGUGAAGGAGGACACGGCCUGGAGUAUGGACAAGUUCAACCAGUACAUCAACGAAAACGUGGCCCCCCACAAGGAGAUAGAGCAGGACUGGGUCUACAACACACUCACUAAACAAAUGCAGAAGAUUAUGAUCCACUGCUUCAACAGUGUCAAACACAAGCUGCAGUCCAGGGUGGGCUUCUUUGACCUUUUUGGACUGGAUUUCAUGGUGGAUACAGACCUUAAGGUAUAUCUGAUAGAAAUCAAUGUGAAUCCAGCACUCCAUACAAACUGUGAGGCUCUAAAGGAAGUCAUUCCAGGGGUGGUCGAGGAAACCCUCUAUGUGACCAUUGAAUGCUUUGAGAAAACACGCAAAAACCAGCAAUUACUGCCUUUGAACUCAAUGAGGAACUUUUCCAUUCUGUAUUGUGGUUCUCGACCAUACAACAUGCCUUCCAGACCGAGUCGCAGCGUUUCUCCCUCCAAGGACACCAGCACCCAAGAGAAGCGGAGCUCCAUCUCAAACACCGCUGCCCCUGGGGCUCCGCGAUCCCUACAUCGAUUCAGCACCACCAGCACACCCGUCGUAUCAGCACCACCAGUAAGUUCAGUUUCUAAAUCAACUCAAGAAAAGCCUCUGGCUGAGAAAGUAACGACUGAAAAAUCCACCGAGAAAAGUUCCAUCGAGAAGAAGCAGCCCACGGUUGUCGACGUCCAUAGGGUGCCGAAUCCCAACGCCAAGCUCUCAGACAUGGUGUCCUUCUCUUCUUCCACACUGCUGGCUGAAGCUGGCAACUUGUUGGGACAGACUACCAAUGUGCUGGACGAGACAGUUAAACUUAAAAUGGUUCACGGAGAUGAAAAACAACCUGGGGAAGACGAGAAGCUCAAAAAGGAGGACAGUAAUGUAAAGGAGAAAGCAAACUCGGUGGAAAAGAGCUCAGAGGGAGUGGUACUGAAUCUGGCUCCGCCCGAAAAACAGCCGAGUGUGAUGGUGGAGAAAUCUAAUAAGACAAGUACUGCUGAUGCACAACCUGUGACCUCUAACACUAAAACCACCUCUAGCACUUCUAGCACCUCUAACACCAAACCCAAACCCUUCGUUGGUCGGGUGGCUGCUAACACCAGCACAACUUCUGCUCCUGCUACCUCCUCUCUCUCCUCCACCACUAAAUCUAGUCCUGGUGACUUCAAUUCCUCAGCAACAACCUCAAAGCCAGGACUGACUGAGAUCACACCCAAACCAGCCUACCCGUAUGUUAUAGCCACUAGCACUACUAGCACUAAUGACAUAGCCUCUAAGAAUGUUUCAAACUUCCCUCUGAUUACAAACAAUGGAAAUACAAGUAAAAGUGCUCGCCAUAGUUCAUUAUCUCAAUCCCUUCGUAGAGACACAAGUGGAAAAGUCUCCAACUCUGGAGGCCUGAGUUCAAAUCCCUACAGUCUUAGCAGCUCCCUAGGAAAGCCUCAUGGUUCUGCUGUGUACCUUAACACAGCCACCUCUCGAUCUCUAAAUGUGACAGGAUCUAAUGCAUUGUCUACUGCAAAUUCACACUCCAACAGUGCCAAAAUAAUGACUGUUCCAUCUAUUACAAUUUCAGAACCUGGUCCUAAAACCAUAGCAACGCUGACUCUGACCAGUUCCAGAGCCGGAUUCCUGGGCCGGAGCGACGUCCGAUCCGGACUCAGACGCAGCCGGGACAGGGACAAACCGGACAGGGGGAAUUGACUACUACGCUACUCUAAGUACAGCUGGGGAUGAUCCCAGGGAAAACAAGGGAAAUCCCUGGGGAAAAUCAAGGGAAAUAACCUAGUGUGUCUCAAUAUUCAAAUUAUCUGUGAUAUUAUCUUGGACUGUGGAUUGUAGUGAUUCUGCCAGCAAUAGUGGUGGAGUACUUACAAAAACUUAUGUGCAGUCAUUGGAUAGAAGACAGAGAUAAAAUCCAGGGGCAAUCAAGAAACACCCCAUCAAAACUGUAUAGAGACAGUCACACAUCGUGGCUGCAUCAGUAUAUACUUACAAUAUGUUAUAUUUUACUGAUACUCAUUACAGCAGUAUAUCAUUUUACAGAUUUUUAACACCCCAGCAAAAAACAUGUACAUGGUUUUAGAAAUUUAACUGUAAUUCAAUAUAAUUAAAGUAUUAUUUUCACAAUUUUUUUUCCACCAAACAUAGUCCUUCAUUUGAUGUAGAAAUUAACAGAAUUGUUACACCAGGUCAUUGUCAUAGUGUACAAUCAUUACCUUACUGUAUAUCUUUUUUAACUUUAAUGUAAAAGAGCUGCUCACAAUGACAUGUGAUGCUAUAGAACCUUAUAAUCAUAGUAUCCUAUGAUUGCUGUCAUGUUUCUGUGCCAAAUAUAUGAAUGGAGAAGAAUUGUCCGAGUUUAAGGUAUUUAUUCACUAGGAGAAGAAACGUCUCUGUUUAAGGUACUUAUACACUUUGACUCCUGUCAUCCGACUGUGAUAUUUUGUGAUACUAGUGGUGGAUGCUGAAUCAUUUUUGAGCCGUUUACAAACUUUGUUCAUCAGUGAUAUAGCCUUGACCUCUGACCCUCGCCAAUCGCGGUGCAUUAUGUGGAGGAAUUCGUGGCUUUUGUGGUACCACUUUUCAGAUUGAAUGAGUGUGUUGCGUUGAAUGUGGUACAUGUUUAGUUGCAUUACUUUGUUAUGCCUUAUUUAAAUUUUUAAAUAAAUUAUUAUUAUAAAGA